Messenger RNA from Asterias rubens (European starfish), 426 nucleotides. Its product is annotated as galactose-specific lectin nattectin-like. The transcript has a single exon. Lineage: Eukaryota; Metazoa; Echinodermata; Asteroidea; Forcipulatida; Asteriidae. The record is from RefSeq and is a predicted model, not a curated record. The coding region runs from base 1 to 426 and encodes 141 amino acids.
AUGAGUCACCAUUCCUCCUGUCCGGAGUCUUGGCAUCACUGGGGAGACUCUUGCUACAGGAUCACGGACUCCAACGUUCUCUGGUCCAAUGCUGGAGACGAGUGUGGUAAGCUGGAUGGUGUUCUGGCCGCACCCAGUUCAAGUCAAGAAAACAAUGUUAUAUUGGACUUGAUUGAAAAUAAUGAAGAAGUAUGGAUCGACUGUAAUGAUCUAGAGGUGGAGGGAACAUGGGAAUGCAAAGAGGGUAACGUGGAGGUCUCCUACAGAAAUGGGGGUGACGGUGAACCCAAUAAUUACUUAGGGAAUGAACAUUGUGCCCUCAUUUCUAAGAUGUAUGGAAAUAGGCGCCAAUGGCUGGAUGGGACAUGUGACAUGAGGUACUCGGCUGUUUGCAAAGUGCCACGCAAACCAAUCCUUCACGUGUGA